Molecule: messenger RNA, 843 nt
Organism: Pieris macdunnoughi
Lineage: Eukaryota; Metazoa; Arthropoda; Insecta; Lepidoptera; Pieridae
Source: the annotation of a GenBank genome assembly
AUGGAACUUUGGAAUGGGCGUGCCCGACACUUGUUAUUGUUUUUAGUACGCAAUGAACGAUGUGGUCUUCAUGCAGAUUUCACUGAGCUGACAGCCUGCGUUGGUGGAGAACUUGACAGGCACGAAGGUUCUGCCGUCCACAGGCGUUAUUUCUAUAUAACGCUCCUACGGGAGCCAGUGUCCAGGUAUUUAUCGGAAUACCGGCACGUGAAGCGUGGAGCAACUUGGAAGGGCUCCCGCCACUGGUGCCAGGGAAGGACCGCUUCUGCAUCGGAAGUACCCUCAUGUUACAAUGGCGAUUCUUGGCGCGGUGUAACAUUGGAAGAAUUUACUGCCUGCUCGUGGAACUUGGCCAACAAUCGACAAACAAGAAUGUUGGCAGAUUUGGCCCUCGUCGGAUGUUACAAUGGCACCCUGCGACAUAGAACAGCUGAUACGGAUAGGGUCCUCCUGGCGUCCGCAAAACGAAAUUUGGCUGCGAUGGCCUAUUUCGGCCUGACUGAGUUCCAGAAGAUAUCACAAUACGUAUUCGAAGAGACGUUCAAUCUACGUUUUGCUGUUCCCUUCACGCAACACAACGCUACUGUUUCCGGCGCAACCCUCGCCGCGCUGUCGCCUGCGCAGGUCGCGCAGAUCAAACAGCUAAACUCGCUGGAUCUUGAGCUGUAUGACUUCGCUAAGGGGCUCAUGUUCAAAAGAUUCGAAGCGUUGCGAAAACGGGACAGCGAUUUCGAGUUCCGCUGGCGACAUCUUGGCGAAGUGGCGCCGCGUAGUGGAGUCACUGAAUUUGAUUGGGACAGCAAUCUAGAAGAUGGUACAACCGAAAAAUACAAAGGCAAGUAA